Columba livia (rock pigeon) is the source of this 6398-nucleotide messenger RNA. It is a transcript of the gene POLR1B, whose product is annotated as RNA polymerase I subunit B. The coding region runs from base 43 to 3405 and encodes 1120 amino acids. Gene Ontology annotation, cellular component: RNA polymerase I complex; nucleus. NCBI's taxonomy places the organism in Eukaryota, Metazoa, Chordata, Aves, Columbiformes, Columbidae. Gene Ontology annotation, molecular function: ribonucleoside binding; DNA binding. The record is from RefSeq and is a predicted model, not a curated record. The transcript is spliced from 17 exons. Gene Ontology annotation, biological process: DNA-templated transcription.
CCGCUUCCCGUGAGGCGGUGCGCGGUGCGGCGCGGGGCUGGCAUGGCGGGACGCGGCGGGGAUCCGCACCGGCUGCGGCCGCCGGGGCGCGGCGGGGCCCGGCGGGAUCUGACCGCCGCCCACAUCGAGUCCUUCAACUACGCCGUCAGCGAGGGUGUCUACCGCGCCGUGCAGGAUCUCUCCCCGGUGGAGUUCGUGCUGAAGGACAGCCGGGUGACUUUGGCAGUGGCGGGGGUGUCCAUCGCUCCCCCCGCCGUGCCGGCGGGGACGGUGUGCCAGGAGAGGAGGGUGUUCCCAGCCGAGUGCCGCGGCCUCCGCAGCACCUACCGCGGCCGGAUCGCUGCUGAUGUCAGCUGGCUGGUGAAUGACGUGCCCCAAGGGACUAUUAAACAGCCUCUGGGGUAUAUUCCAAUCAUGGUGAAGUCCAAGUUGUGCAACCUCUAUAAUCUUUCUCCACAAGAGCUCAUACAGCAUCAUGAGGAGGAAGAGGAAAUGGGAGGCUACUUUAUAAUCAAUGGCUUAGAAAAAGUCGUUAGGAUGCUGAUUAUGCCCAGGCGAAAUAUCCCUCUUGCAAUGGAGAGACACAAAUGGAAAAACAGAGGCCCUGGUUUCACAGAGUAUGGAGUAGUGAUGCACUGCAUUAAGGAUGAGCACACUGCAAUAAACAUGAACCUUCACUACCUGGAAAAUGGUUGUGUCAUGGUGAACUUCAUUUUUCAGAAAGAGUUAUUCUUCCUUCCCUUGGGAUUUGCUCUGAAGGCAUUAGUGAAUUUCCCAGACUACCAGAUUGUUGAAGAGUUGGUCAAAGGAAAGGAAGGUGAUACCUUUUACAUGAACUGCGUUACUGAGAUGAUGAGAGCGGUAGUGGAUGCAGGCUGUUUGACACAGGAAAAUGUCCUCGAAUACCUGGGAAAGAGCUUCAGAAUAAAACUUAACCUUCCUGAGUGGUACAGUGAUGAACAGGCUGCAGAUUUCAUUUUGAACAAGUGUAUCUGCAUCCACCUGACAAACAGAACUGAGAAGUUCUACCUGCUCUGUAUGAUGACCCGCAAGCUGUAUGCUUUUGCCAAAGGGGAGUGCAUGGAGGAUAAUCCAGACAGCCUGAUGAAUCAAGAAGUGCUUACCCCAGGACAGCUUUUCCUUAUGUUCUUAAAGGAGAGGCUUGAAAGCUGGUUGCAAUCUGUUAAGUUCGUUUUGGAGAAAAGAGCAGAAAAGGCAGAUGUCAGCAUAAAUGCAGACGACUUGGUGAAGGCAUUCAGCCUGGCAACAGACCUUACCAAGCCAUUUGAAUAUCUUCUUGCAACUGGUAACCUGCGAUCUAAAACCGGCCUGGGCAUGUUACAGGACAGUGGUCUGUGUGUGGUGGGAGACAAGCUGAAUUUCAUUCGCUACCUUUCCCACUUUCGCUGCAUACAUAGAGGAGCAGCAUUUUCCCAGAUGAGAACAACAACUGUCCGCAAACUGCUACCUGAAUCCUGGGGAUUCCUGUGCCCUGUGGACACCCCAGAUGGAGAACCCUGUGGUCUGAUGAACCACAUGACAGCUGUGUGUGAAAUAGUGACAGAGAUGGUGCCCAUGACAGACAUUCCACCUUUAUUAUGUUCCUUAGGUGUCACUCCCAUUAAUGUGACUCCAAGCAAGCCUUACGCCGAGUGUUACAGAGUUCUGUUGGAUGGCUCCGUGGUGGGCUGGGUAGAGUGGGACCUGGCUCCUGAGAUUGCAGAAACCCUCCGCCGUUUCAAGAUAACACAAGAGAAGAGGUUUCCUGCACGGGCAGAAGUUGUCCUUAUCCCAAUGACAGGAAAACCCAGCCUGUAUCCUGGGUUGUUCAUUUUUACUACCCCUUGCCGAAUGGUGCGGCCUGUCAGAAACCUGUUCUAUGGAAGGAAAGAAUGGAUUGGUACACUGGAACAGGUGUUCAUGAAUGUGGCCUCACUGGAGUCAGAGGUGGUGCCUGAAAUGACCACUCACCAGGAGCUCUUCCCUCACAGCAUUCUCAGUGUGGUGGCAAACCUCAUCCCUUUCUCUGACCACAACCAAAGUCCACGAAACAUGUACCAGUGCCAGAUGGGAAAGCAAACCAUGGGAUUCCCAGUUUAUAACUACAAGGAUCGCUCAGAUAACAAGCUGUACCACCUUCAUACUCCCCAGAGCCCUCUGGUGCGACCCAGCAUGUAUGACUAUUAUGGUAUGGACAGCUAUCCAGUUGGCACCAAUUCGAUUGUGGCUGUCAUCUCCUACAGUGGCUAUGACAUGGAAGAUGCAAUGAUUGUCAACAAAUCUUCCUGGCAGAGAGGGUUUGCCUAUGGAAGUGUUAUCAAGAUGGAGAGCAUUGACCUUUCCCUUAAAGCCAGCAGGGCAGGCGACAAUUUGGUAUUUGGCAUCAGGCCUGGUGAUCUGAAUAUUACAGCAAAGUUGGAUGCUGAUGGACUGCCUUUUGUUGGCUCUAUGCUACAGCCUGGGGACCCCUUCUACAGCUUUAUGAACCUCAACACAGGGGAAACCUUCACUGUCUACUAUCCGAAUAAGGAAGUUGGUAUUGUUGACAACAUCAGGUUAUGCAGCAAUGACCGUGGCACUGGGAAAUUCAAGAAGGCUUGCAUCACUGUGAGGGUUCCCCGAAAUCCAACUGUUGGAGACAAAUUUGCCAGCCGUCAUGGACAGAAAGGCAUCCUAAGCCAGCUCUGGCCAGUUGAGGAUAUGCCAUUCACAGAGAAUGGGAUGGUUCCAGACAUACUCUUCAACCCUCAUGGCUUUCCCUCCCGUAUGACCAUCGGGAUGUUAAUUGAGAGCAUGGCGGGGAAGUCAGCAGCGCUGCAUGGUGUCUCCUAUGACGCCACUCCCUUCACCUUCACGGAGAAGAACUCCGCUUUGAAAUACUUCGGUGAGACUUUGGUGAGCGCAGGUUAUAACUUCUUUGGGACAGAAAAGAUGUACAGUGGCAUCAGCGGCCUGGAGCUGGAGGCAGAGAUCUUUGUGGGAGUGGUGUAUUAUCAGCGCUUGCGCCACAUGGUCUCAGACAAGUUCCAGGUGAGGACAACAGGGCCUCGAGACUCUGUCACCAACCAGCCUGUCAAGGGGAGGAACGUGGAAGGUGGGAUUCGCUUCGGUGAGAUGGAGCGUGACGCUUUGCUGGCUCAUGGCACGUCUUUCUUGCUGCAAGACCGCCUGUUCAAUUGCUCUGAUGGCUCCAUAGCUUAUGUCUGCAUGAGCUGUGGCAGCAUGACAUCUCCUGUGCUGGAGAAACCACUGCACUCCUCCGCUGUGGCAAGCAACAGGAGAUACUCCUGCUCUGUCUGCAGUGAAGUGGACAAGAUCGAGGUUGUCCCUGUGCCACAUGUCUUCCGUUACUUUGUGGCAGAGCUGGCAGCCAUGAACAUAAAAACAAAGUUGAACCUGGAGUAGCUCUGUCCUCAGGCAUGGCGAUGCUGCUGCUGGGAGGGAGGAAGCACAUGUCGGUUCUGCCUUUGCCCCCAGCAGGUUUCAAGCAUUAAGUCAGUUCUCAGCUUCUUCAAAAGUUUGCAAGAUUAAUUUGAUGUUCGUAUUGAGACAGGACGGUCGCCAAGCUGUAUGGUGAGGAAAUGCGGCAGUGUUGAAGUUUGUUUGCACUUCCUAAAGGAUCGCUAGCUAUUGAGAUGUGGUGUAUGGAAAUCAAGCAAUAUCACUGCUCCCAUGGGGCUGCAGGGUUGAGAGCAGUGGGGGUUCUUCCUUCUCCAAGUGCUGGCUGUGGCUGCAAAGAUGAAGAGGUCAUAAAACAGCAUGAAGUGAAUGCUGGAAAUGACCAAAAAAAAUUCUUUUUGCAAGAAAAAUCCUUGCAAAACAUAUGCCUUAAUGAUGGGUACAUGUUAAAGUGAUUGGACACCUUUGUUUUAUUUCAAUACAUAUUCUUUGAAACUUAUGAAGAAGGAGGCACAACAACGUUCUAAUUGCAAGAGAAUAAGGGGACUGAGCCACGCCUGUCCUGGGAGCGCCUGGUGUUCAUCCCACAGCGGUGGGGUUUUUUUGGUGCGUUUGCCUGAAGCAGCAGCAACCAGCGGGCGUUCCAGCACUGAUCCCGCCCUGCGCUCAGCUUCCUGCAGCGCCGUAAAGUGCGGACGUCGUGGUGCGGAGCUCGCCGUGUCCUGGUCGCUCUGCAAACACCUGGUUCCCUGCAGCGGAACCGCCCGCGGUGGAUGCUCGUCCCCUCCCGCGGGCCCCCGCGGUGGCCCGGCCAAGCAGCAGCUUUAUGCUUCCUGUUAAGAGUUCUUUUGUACGUUUCUACAUUACCUGUCUCCAGAGCCGUGCUGGGCGCGGGGGUACUCUGGCAAGGGCUGGCCGGGGCAGCUCUCCCAGGGCUUGGCGGGAGGCGGUGGGGCUGGCCCCCGUGGGCGACGCGAAGGGGUGCCGCACGUCCGGCGGUUUUCGUCCGCUCCGCACCAGCCGCAGCACUUCGGCGAAGGAAGGAGCGGGUGGCGGCGGGGCCGGUGCCGGCUCCAUGGCGCGGCCGGGGCGGGAGCACCAGGAAGGCGGAGCGGGACGGGCCGUACCAUUGGAGGGGAGACAGACGGUCCCACAGCUGCGGGAGGGGGAGGCGGGGGACACCAGAGACACCGCCGGUACCAGGCCCGUCCUCUCAGCCCCCGGGACCGCCCCGCUGUGACACUAGGUGCUGGGCGACGCAGCUGGCGGCGGCAGUUGGGGGCUGAGCCCUCAGCAGCUCCAGGAGCUAUGGCUGACACGGAGGUUCCCUGGCUGCUGCUGGCUGCUGCUGCACUCCUGUUUCUGCCCUUGCCACCAGCCCGUGCCUCAGCAGCUCUGCUCGUGGCCAUGCGGGUGGUGCUUCUGAAGGCUGCACUUUAUGAUGCUCUGCUCACCGCCAUCCUCCUUGCCCAGAGCUGAGGCGCAGGCACAGCCCCAAGGGGUAAGUCCUGGUUUGCCCUGGGAGUGCAGAGGGCACCUGAAAUACUCUGAAGGUGGGGAAGAAGAGACCCCCAAACACAGGAUGGAGAGAGAGACUCAGUGUUAUUUGGGAAUGCAGGGGGGAACCCCGUGUGGGUGGGGAAGACAGAGGGGCUGCCAUGUUUUGUGGGUGGAAGGGACGAGGAAUUAUCUGAGGGGUGGGAAAAGACCCCAAGUUAUCCAGGAGUAGGGAGGAGACCCCGAAUUAUCUGGGGGGUAAGGGCAGGGCCCCAGAUCUCCAGAGCAGGGAGGGGCCCUGGAAGGCUCCCUGGGCGGUCGGUGGUCGCGGAAGGGACGUCGGGGGGCGGGGACACGCACAGCGCGCCCCCGCCUCAGCACCGGGGCCACGUGUGAGACCGCCGCUGUCACGUGGGGGCUUAUUGAGACGACCCGGAGGUGAUUGUACGGCAGCCGGGCAGGACCGCUCGGGUUGGCUAGCGGCGGGCAGGCGGGGAUUGGCUGGGCGAGCCGCGCGCGCCGCGGGGAUUAGCCGGCGCUGCGUGGUUGCUAUGGUUACCCGGGGGGGGGGGGCGCUCCUGGAAGCGCGGGGCGGAAGUGGAGCCAUGGCGUCGGUAGCGCUGUUGGUGCUGGCGGCGGCGGCGGCGGCGGCGAUGGCGGGAGACGACGACUCGGACUGGGUGCGGCUGCCCAGCAAGUGCGAGGGGACAUGUGGAGCUUGACAGCAAAGAGAAAAGGAUGAACUGAAACUCCAGACCUCUCUGCAAAGCUUUUCCUGCCAGGGAAGCAGCUCUGGAGACACUGAUGUCCAAGCUGUGCUGUGGCACCUGUAUAACCUCAGAGAAGCAUCAUAGUGAGCACUGACCACAUGCUGCUCCUCGUGCCCAGGCUUGGAACCUGUGUCAGCAUGCAGUGAUAGCCAUGGACAGCAUCUGGAUAACUGGACCCGGCAGUAAGUGCACCUGGCACGUGUGGGGGAUGCUGCAGCAGGUGUUGUGUGGAGAGGGAAGUCCUCAAGGCCCGAAUCCAGAGGGGCUGCAGGAAGAAGCACUUGUCCCACCUGAGAAGUAGCUGCAGUCACCUCAAGCCCCUGGUGCCAGCAGAGGAAGGAAAGUGCAGGAUGUGUGCACAGGCUCCUUGGAAUGUGCACGCCAGCCCUAGAGAAGCCACCUCGCUCUUCUCCUGCCUGUGGUACAUCUCUGCUCAUGUCAUUGUGUGGGAGAAGAUGUGGUGGCUCAUCACUGUCCAACCAUUCCUGCUGGGGCUGGGACCUUCUCCCAAAGCAGGGCUUGAAGAAGAGGUGGCAAACAGGAGCCUGCAGCACAGGACAAAGUCCACCAGCCUCUCAGGACCGUGGCUUUUUGGGAGGAAGGACCACAUCACGCCUGGCUUCCAUCCUUCCAUAUUUCCACAUAUUUAGUCCCUGAGAUAUUUCUCUUCUGCUCUAUGUUUUUAUAGCUGUGUAAGACUGUUACAGAAGAAAUAAAGAUUUAUUUACUUUU